UUUUCGGUACCCGCACCAUCCCGAGCCACAUCCUCACUCUUCUCCACUCUUCCUCAAUUUCCCCUCUUUUGAUAACUGUCCUACCCCAAUGAAGAAGAUCAAUCAACGAUUUGAUUAGCGGCCACCACGUCUCUGCUGAGGAGUGUCCUGCUGCUUCCAGCCAACCUUUGCUUACUGACUUCUGGAAUUGGAGGUCAUACUGCAUAUAAACCGUUGGGGUUCUUCAGAUCAGCUUUGGAUGCUUCACAUUUUUCUUUUUGAUGUUUCUCACAACACUAGAAACAAGCAAGCUGCAAGAAGUUCGUAAUCCAAAACAAGCAAGCAGCAGGAAGUCCGUAAUGCUUGGCAUUCUGUUGAGUUAGCCCGUAUAGGUGCAGGAUUGGCGUCUAGCAUGAAUGCAGAUCGAAGCCCCUGCACAAAACAACCUGCUAGUUGUGCACAUCAGUUUCAGUGGCUUCAGUCUACUGUCUAAGGUACACAUUCUGAUUUUGUAUUAGUCUUUCUGUUUAGUUCCAGUGACUGUUUUAUGACUUUAGUUUAUUCGUUAGAUCCGGUCUUCACUUAUUUUUUUCUGUUGUUGAAUAUAAUACUUGUCCUUCCACAAAUGCUUACAUCUUACAUGAGUUCUAUUCGAAAACAUAGUCUUUUGUAUGUAGUUAUAGACUUUAAAUGUACUGAUAAGCAUACAAUAGUUCUUGGUUUCUUGAGUUAUACCUCAAAGGCUCAAAUGAGAGAGUUUAGUGGAAGGAUGUCAUGCAAAAUUCCUAUAUUAGCUUUCUUUAAUCAGUACUUCUCUUCAAUUGUAAUUUCUUAAAAGAUUUUUUUGUCCUCCCUGAUUUGCUAAUUCAUUUUUGGUCAUAUUCCAUGGUUCUCUUUGUCUCAUGAGAGAAACGUGCCGAAUGCGGUCAAUGAAGCUGACUAAGGUAUUUGUAUCAAUUGUUGAUGUACAAGAUGGAGGGCCUAGUUGGAUUCAUAUGAUGGAUCGUUCUACUACUACUAUGACCUACCAAACUUGGCACAGAGAUCCCCCGGUUGGUUUGUAUUGCUUUUCUUUUGUGGAAUGGCAUGUCAGUCAACUAGUUAAGAGAUACUUGGAUGUUAUUUAUUCCCUUUCUAAUUUGAGUUGACAUUGUAAUUUUGUGUAUUAAAAUAAAAGAAAAUUUGUCAUAAAGGACCUUUUAAAACACAAAAUUGUGAAAAAUGAUCUUUUAAAAAAAAGUUGUGAAAGAAGGCCCAAUUGGGUUUUUUUGUUGUGAAUAAGGACCAUAAGCCAUAUUCCGGUGGUCAACGGCUGUUUUCCGGCGUUGACCAUCCCGGCGUUGACCAUCACGUGACAUGCACGUGUCUUAAAUUUUUACAAUUUUUUUUAAAGUUUCCUUCCAUGUUUCCCCCACCCCCCACCUAACUUAUUCAGAUCUUAAAAAAAAAAAUCGAUUCUUGAAAUUAGGUAACACUAAGAACCCUAAUUUCAAGAACCAAAAAAUUGGAGAAAUUUGAGGAAAAAAAUUAGGGCUUUUAGUGUUAUCUCGUACGAAAAGGACCGACAAGCAAUUGGGUUGCGCGAAUUUGGUUGAUUUCAACUGGGGAGAAGAAAUUCGUGGUUGGAAGGAAGAAGAAAAUGGUGGAGGAGCAGCAGAGCAGGAGAGAGAAAAUCGAUUUUUUUUUUAAGAACUGAAUAAGUUAGUUGGGGGUGGGGGAAACUUGGAGGGAAACUUUUAAAAAAAAAUGUUAUACAGGUGCGUGUCACGUGAUGGUCAAUGCCGGAAAACAGUCGUUGACCACCGGAAUAUGGCUUAUGGUCCUUAUUCACAACAAAAAAAUUCAAUUGGGCCAACUUUUUUUUAAAAGGUCCUUUCUCACAAUUUUUGUGUUUUAAAAGGUCAUUUCUGACAAAUUUUCCUAAAAUAAAUAAUAAACUUGAAUGAUUCACACAAUGGUCCUACACAAUAUCGUUGUAGAACAAAUGUAUUAAUGUUUAUUUAUCUAAUAUAUAAUAUAUUUAAUUUUUAUAUAUCCUCUCCCUAUGUAUAUAAUUAAAGGGGAGAGAGGGGGGUGAAUAGAGGAAGUUUAUCUAAAAAACCCCUCCUUUAUGUUUAUGUAAAAGAGGAAGAAUAUAAUACAAUUAUCUUUGAAACCAUCCUUCAUCUUAAUGUAAAAGAGGAAGAAUAGAGGACGGUUGUCUUAGCAACCGUCCCCUAUUUUAAUAAAUACAUAACUUAUUCCUUUUAUAUUUUCUGAUUUGAGGAAGGGAAUAGCGGGCGGUUUAUUGAGACAUUGUCCUCUAUAAAUAUGUGUAUAAAACAUAUACUUCAACCGUUCUAUAUACUAUAGGCAUCACUUAGUAGAAGAACGGCCCUCAGGCAAUCUAUAAAGCCUAUUUCAACCGUUCUUUAUUCCAUUCUUUGUAAUAGUGAGUACUUUUUAGGAGCAACUUAAAUUUCAUUGAUGCUAAAUAAAGUUUUAGAUGGCACCAUUACUUCAUUAACGCUAAAAACAAAAAAUUCGGGGCAACUUUUAUUUCACUGAUGCUAAAAAAAAAAUUUAGAUGCAACCAUUUUUUCUUAAUGCAAAAAUGUAAUUUUUAGGGGCAACUUAAAUUUCAUUGAUGUGAAAAAAAUGGUUUAUGAGGCAACCAUUAUUUCGUCAAUGUUAAAAAGUACAUUUUAGGGGCAACUAAAAUUUAACUGAUGCUAAAAGAAGUUUUAGAGGCAACCAUUAUUUCAUUAAUGCCAAAAAAUAUUUUUAGGGGCAACAUAAAUUUCACUGAUGCAAAAAAAAGAAGUUUUAGAGGCAACCGUUAUUUCAUUAGUGCUAAAAAAUACUUUUUAGGGGCAACUUAAAUUUCAUUGAUGCUAAAAAAAUAUUUUAGAGGAAACUAUUAAUUCACUAAUGCUAAAAUGUAAUUUUUGGGGCAACUUAAAUUUGUUGAUGUUAAAAAAAUAUUUUAGAGGCAACCAUUAUUUUAUUGAUGUUAAAAAGUACUUUUAGGGGCAACCUAAAUUUCUCCGACACUAAAAAUAAUUUUAAGAGGCUACCAUAAUUAACUAAUGCUAAAAGACACUUUUAGAGGCUAAAAUUAAUUAUUUGCCUCAAGGUGUUGCCCCUAUAUGUAAAUUUUCUUGUAGUGUUACCAAGUGUGAGGGGGUCGAAAAAGCACGAGGCUAAUGCGUGACCUCGUCCCUCGUGGGUGUGACGCUUCUUUUUGUCAAAUCAAGUGUAAUUGGAUUUCCUAUGAGUUUACACCCAAUUGACUAGUAAUAUAGGAGUCGCCAUUCAGUUUUUAACGACAAUGAGAUAAACUGACAAACCCCGGUUAUCGUGACAUAAAGGGAGUGCAAUUAUGUUUGACCACGACGGCCGUAGGUUCCCUUGUGAUCCCUGGUGGUGGGGAUCGCUCAACGUACACCCGCAGGGUAGAGAUUGAGGGUUCGGGGGACUGUAACUACCGAGAGGAGUACUCGCUCUUCGAUAACUCCAGAGGCAGGAUAUCCUUACUAGCUCAGCAUAAAUAAUUGAAGGGACAUGCGUUAACUAUUAAACUAAUCUGAGUUGAUUUUAACAAUAUGCAACAUAUAGUACUAGAUCGAGCGCGAUUAUCUGAUUUAGAUUGUUUUAAGGGACCUAGCAUGAUAAUCCGAUUUCCCAAAAAUAUCAUAUUUAUUAAGCGUGAUCGAACAAUCAGAUUUUAGUUAGUUUAACAGUUCAUAAAAGGGCGAGGAAAGCAAUUAAACCAUGGAAAAGGGACACAUUACGACGCACCCUUGAGAGGUGUGUCACGGUUCUCAGAAAACUAACCACUUUGACUUUGCUAUUUCUCCUUUUAUUUAACGAAUCUCAAAUUAUGGGACGGGAUACGUUCUGUUCGAUUUAUGGAUCGAUUGCGACAGAACGCGUGAUCAGUUUUGCAGCAUGAGGCUUAUGCUUAGGGGUUUAGAGUCAAUACUCAGAAUAAUAAUUGUGUGUUGUGUCCUUUUCACGUCGAACUUAAGGCCCUAUUUAUAGAAAAGAGUUCGUGGAAAGAUAGAAUUGCAGAACUCUAAUCCACGAGGAAUUAGGAAAAAACACGUACCAGGUAUUUUCAGCGCCCAGGCCUGGGCGCCGAAGAUUUCGGCGCCCAGAGCCAGGCGUUGAAAAUAGGAGCUGGGCUGUUUUUCUUAGUCAGAUUCAGAUUCCUCGAAUCCGGAGUAUUUGAGAUUUAAUUGAGUCUUUUAGUGCGUAUUAACUUUAUGACGGAAUGCGUCUGGGCCCGUUACGAACUCUAGGCUCAUUAGGACUUUAAUUAAUACGUAACUCUUAUUUUCGAAUUGUAUUAGGAAUAGGAUUCUCUCGCAAUUUCUAUCUCAUUUAGGAUUUAUGUUGGAGUGCAACACCUAAUUCUGACAAGUUUCUAUCUUUUAUGACUUGCCACUUUUAACAACUACCCAUUACGGCAGUUACUAUUUUUAGCAGGUUUCCAUAAAUAGCAGGUUUCUAUAAAUAGCAGGUUUCGGGUGAAAUGAAAAGGGGAAUUGAGAUUCGUUAUUUUAUAGGAGAUGCGUUGUCAAAUGGAGAUUUUAUGCUUUCAUCAUCGAACCUUCCCUUUCGGGAAUGGGGACAAAAGUAGGUGUCUACAGUUAGCCCCCACUUUGACUGAGUCUUGGAGUAAGACGAUGGUCAAAGUAUUAGACGGAGUGCGUCGCACAAGUCAUGGUGACCUGCUUUUGCGAGGGUCUCACGAGCCCCCGAGUGAUAACAUUUGACUUAAGGGUCAUCACUUGGAGUGUCGACAUAUCCCUCACGUGUCAUUGGGAUUUGUCAACGGAUAAUAUAGAAACUUCCUCACUUUGUCAUUGGAAGGAUCUAAAGGUGCGCAAAAACUCCCUCACUUUGUCAUUGGGAGUAGCUACAGAUGUUUUCGAAAUCAAAGCUAUAAAGUGUAAUUGGGCCUGGCCAAGCCCAAUCACCAAGUAAAAAUGUUUUUAAAGAUUCUCAUUUUCAGGGUUAGUUAACGAGAAAAAUCCCCUUGUUUUUAUGGGACGUAAAACGAAGGAAAAUCCAGCACAUCGUUCUUUUUUGGAAAAAUGGAAAACCAAUCUUUUAAAUUUUGGAAAACAGGAAAACUACUCACAUCGUUCUUUUUUGGAAAAACAGAAAACCAAAAGCUACUCACAUCGUUUUUGGGAAAAACGGAAAACCAGAAAGAGUUAUCGCUGCAGCGACUAAGGACCUGCGCGGUUAGUGACGCAGACCCCGCCGGCUAAAGAUGGCGAGCCUGUCCCCUAAGGGUGGACACCCCGUCCGAUAGGAGUGGACGAAUCUGCUUUGAAAUUUGUUUGUGUUUAUUUUUGAAAAUAAGGACCUACGUGGUUUGCGCCGUAGACCCCGCCGGCUGAAGAUGGCGAGGCUGUUUCAUUUUGUUUUUGAAGAUUCUAUUUUUCGAAAAUUGAGGACCUGCGCGGCUAGUGACGCAGACCCCGCCCGCUGAGGGUGGGCGAGCCCAUUUUGAAUUUCUUACUUUCUUUAUUUUGCCUAUGUAGAAGGGCUUUUGUGAUUACAACCUGUUGGUGGGUCGCAAUAUUUCCUGAUUAGGUGUGUCCUAUAAGUGGGUCCACACUGUGUAUAUUUUUUGUUAACGAUAUUGCAAAAUACCGUUUUUGGGAAAGAAAUAUCAAGAUAACGGAUAUUUUACACAAAUAGGGGAUUGCGCGUGCCCGACAGCGAAUAUUCGCUGUCUGGGAAGCACUUUCCGCGCCCAGCUCUGGGCGCGAGAAUUUCUAACGCCCGGUGUUGGGCGUUGAAAAUGCGAAGGGGAGAACGGUCUUUAAAAGACGCGACCGUCUUGUUCUUCUUCUCAUUUCCGCCAUUUUCGUUCUUACUCUCCAUUUCAUUCUACUUAUUUUUGCUCGUUUUCUUCACUUUUCUUCACGAGUUCUACUCCAAAUCACUUCCUAAUCUUCCCAAUGUAAGUAAUUUUCAGUAAUUUUGAGAUUUUUUUUGUCAAUUUCAGUAUUUUUGUCAAGUAUUUUUAUGCAUGAAAUUGAUUUGAGGGUUUUUUAUUUUGUGCCCCUUUCCUUCAAUUAGAUAGUUGGAAAUGUUCUACAUAACAUGUUAAUUAGUUUGUGCAUGUUAAUUUUCGCAAGUAUGUUGAUUCUUGUUGAAUUUGGGCAUUUUUAUACUAGCCCCCAAGUAUACCUACGACUCUAGUGUUUUCUUACAAUGUAGGUGUUUUUGGUAUAUUGCUUGCGUUCCUCACAAUUCAUGAAUGACAAAUCAUGGAAGAAUUUUGAUUUUGUUGGAGUUAAUAAUAAUUUUUCUAUUUAGGGAAUUUUUGCUCAAUAUGAACUUAGUACCAUGGUUUUAGGGAACAAAAAUUGUAUGACUCCAUUUUAUGAGCGGAAUGCACUUUUUAGUGAUUGGUGUGAGUGCCAAUUUUUGUUAAAGGUAUAAUGCCUUGUUGUAUCGUUGAUCAGCAUGUCUGACGAGUUAUCUCCUCCUUCUGGUGGCCACGAGGAGCGUGGCAUGACGCGUCAGUCUACUGGCGCGGGACCCCUAUGGGUGGGUCCUAAGUUCUACGACGGUCUAGACCUGCACUACGACCUAGAGCACCACGUGACUACCCGCCUUCACGCGAGGAGGGACACUACGGUUCGCGGCUACGGUGCAGCGACGAGCGAGACUAUUUUUGGUUUCCUGAGCUCGGAUGCCCAGGCUUUGGUGAGGGCGAGCUCACUUUUUCCGGUGGUCGAGACCUUCUGGGAGAUACUGCGGCUUAACAUCUCCCUGUCCUUUUUGCGGUCGCUCAUGUGGUGGUGGGAUACCACCAACACAUUCCAUUUUCCUUGGGGUGAGAUGACGAUCACUCCUGAGUACUACACGGCUUUGACGGGCUUGACCUUUACAGGGAACCCCGUUCGCCUGGGGUCGGAUGGCCCACCGCCGACCGUUGCUGAGGGUACCAGGCUCCUGGGCUCGUGGAUGGGCAUGAGAUUGCCUUCGUACCAGCCUCGUGGGAUACCUUUUGCUGACCUGAUGUGGGCCCUGGAGCAUGGGGUGGAGGAGUCGUCUUCGAGACAGGCCCGACUGUUCUACCUCCAUUUUAUUACUUCCACUUUUCUAUCGGGUCCGACUGACACCUUUGACCCGAGGUAGAUAGGCAUGGUGGAGGACGUGUCUACGCUGGGUGACUAUCGCUGGGGCGAUUUGGGCUACGCGACGCUCGUCGGCCAGUUGAGUUUGGCGGUGCGCGACUUGGACCCGUGUAGACGUCACUUUGUCAUUACAUUGGCGGGAGUGCCGCGUUUGAUCGAGCUGUGGGCUUUUGAGCACUUGCCUUGGCUGGCUCCCCGAAAGGGGCAGAGGCCUUUGGAGUACCCUGCCGGUCGUCGUUGGGGUUGGAAGAAGAAGCUGACUGCGCGUCCACCGCCCGAUACCGUGUGGGACCUCAUUCGGGACGGGAACCCUGAGCAUGUGGUUUGGACCCCAUGGCUCUCCUUUAGGGGUACUUAUGCUUCGGUCAGGGAUAGCUAUGCCCUGAGCCAGAUGCGGGUCUUGUUUGUUGGCCGCCGCGACCCUGUCUGGUACCUGGGAGAGCGGGUACGUAUGCAGACGGUCGGGGCUUUUUCGGUGCCUAAGCCUUCACCUGCGACCAUGCUGUCUACUCGUUCGAUAGGCGAGUCGUGUAGGGUCUACUCGAGGACUGGUGUGCCGGCGACGGAGUUGGUGAUAGCGGGAGCUAGCUAUUAUCAGUUUGUCCAGGAUUCCCUUCGUCUCCCGGAGCCUGGCGUUGAGUAUCCUGACCCUUCGUUAGGGGGAUGGGUGCUUCCCGAUGCUCAGAUCUCGUAUACCGGAGAGAGUGGAUCCGAGAUUGUGGAGACUUUCCCGGAAGACCGGGUUUUCCAUGCUCCGCUCCCUGAGGAAGUACAGGCGGUUCCGGCCCGUACGGCCAACGCGAUGGUGGGAGUGAUCAACCGGUUGAAGUCCGCGUUGGUUCGGGCCCGAUCUGCACUUUCUUGCAGGAGCCCCCACUCCACUCGGACGGGGGCUGGACGAGCCGGGGCCGACGACGCAGGUCCCUCGGGUGGGGGACGCGGUCGUGAGGAGAGAGAGAGGGCACGACGCUCGCCCCUGCGGCAUCGCCGUUCCGAUGUGGGGACGAGUUCUUCCGGGGAGAGGUCCGAGCCGGAGCGCAGGCGACGUUCCGUGUCGGUGGCUCGAGAGCCUAACCCCGAGUUGCAGCCACAACCUCAUUUUUGGGGUGAUUCUGGCUGGGGGUCCUCAUACCACGGGGAGUGGAGUGGAUGGACCGGCGAGGCUUGGAGACAUGAAGCCGAUGACGAGUCUUAGGCUUGCCUCCUGUUUUGUAUAUAUUCAUUCUUGUAUUCCGCAUGUAUAUAUAUUUUAUUUUUUGCGAAGGUGCAAGAAUGUUUUGAGCCUUCCAUGGGCUUUGCCUCAACAUAUUAUAACAAUAUUAGCUUUCUAAACCAACGACGAAUUUUGAAAAGAGAAAGAAUUCCAUAAAAAUAAUGAGUUCA
Messenger RNA from Spinacia oleracea (spinach), 8510 nucleotides. RefSeq lists its product as uncharacterized. The record is from RefSeq and is a predicted model, not a curated record. The transcript has 11 exons. Bases 7135 to 8322 code for a protein of 395 amino acids. NCBI's taxonomy places the organism in Eukaryota, Viridiplantae, Streptophyta, Magnoliopsida, Caryophyllales, Amaranthaceae.